This is a messenger RNA of Cyprinus carpio (common carp), 1224 nucleotides long. RefSeq lists its product as uncharacterized. NCBI's taxonomy places the organism in Eukaryota, Metazoa, Chordata, Actinopteri, Cypriniformes, Cyprinidae. The record is from RefSeq and is a predicted model, not a curated record.
AUAGUUUAUCUGAUUUUGCAACACAUCCUCCACAAACACUUACACAUACAUAAAAGGGCAUUGAGCAAACCACAUAAAGAUCAUUGCACUCAUCCAUGUUGAUCUGGUUCAAACACAUCUACACUGAAGACAGACAGGUGAGGAUGGGUGACCUUGUGAUUUUGUUGCUCACACUUUUUCCUGGGCUGUGCAUUGCUCAUUUGACAGAGAAUCUUGCUGUUGGAGCUCCAGCUGUCCAGUCUUCUACAUACAAUUAUUUAGGAGCUGCUAAAAAUGCUGUUGAUGGCAAUAGUGACUCAAAUUACAUGCGCGGGUCCUGCACUCACACUGCAGGGGACAAUCCGUGGUGGAGAGUUGACUUGAGGAAACCACACAAGGUAACCAGGGUUAUUAUCACUAAUCGAGGAGACUGUUGUGCAGAGAGGAUAGCUGGUGCUCAGAUCCGUAUCGGCAACAGCCUGGCAUAUAAUGGCAACAGAAAUUGGCUGGUUACAACUAUUAGGGCCAUCCCAUCUGGAGGCACACAAACAUUUGAUUUUAGUCCUGUUAAGGGGAGAUAUGUCAACAUUUAUCUACCUGGGACCAAUAAAUACCUCACUCUGUGUGAAGUCCAGGUGUUUGAGGAUUAAGUGCAGCAAGAUGAAGUUACACCUCAGUCCACCCAUCCCUGAAGCAAAAUAAAAAGAAAAAAAAAAGCUAUAUUCUAAGCUAUACUAAUAUUCUAAGCUAUACUUCUACUUUUUAACUGCAUAUUUUAUCCUUAAGAGCUGUUUCAAUGCAACUUAAAGAAAAAGUUUUUAAAAUGCCUUGAGAAAUUGUGCUGUAAGUGAAAAAUGUUACACUAUGUUGCAUCACUAAACAUGUUUUUACAUGGGGCCGGUUGGAUAAACUGCCUAGACUAGUCUUAAAAAAUUUGUCAUCUAAUUAGUUUUCUUCUGGUCAAAACCUUUUAUAGUCAAUUGCAAAACAGUAGAUUGGCCAAAUUUGAAUCAUAAAAGUAAAACUUAUUAGCUCUUGGCUAACUGCUGGUUGGUCAAACUCGUUCUUAAGACUAAGACUAAGUCUUAAUGGCUAUGUUUAUGCAACUGACCAAUGGUUUUAAGUAACUGGUGAUUUAGAAUAACUGUUAUCCUUUAUACUUUUGUUAGUUGUUGCAGAAUAAUACCCUAAACACUCUUUAUUUAUCUUUGCUUUCUACAUAAAUAAUAAAGAAUGGCUAAAGCA